CAACAACAGAAUACACCUCAAUGGCAACGACGGAGGGCGAACGUCGCAGCCUUCUGCCACCGCCGACGACCGAACAACGAGGAUCGUAUGAUGCGUUGCAUCAAGCCAAGCAAAGCAGCAUCAAGAUCCUUGUUCCUCCACCGUCCCAGCAGAGCACCUUGUGCAACUGCGAAUGCGAUUGCGAGUGCGAGCGUGGGGUACCGAUCAUCACGUCGAUUCAUCUCCACUCUCCGAGGCAUCAACACAGCCUGUCUCCAUCGCAUCGUGGCAUUUCAUCCACAGCCGCAUCUUCUGUGCCCAUUGCCGUCCUCAUGACGUUCAUGACGCUGUUCAUGUCGGUGGUUGGCGCGGGGCUGUUGAGCAUUCCAUUCACGUUCACGUGUGCCCCCGUGAGUGUCGUGGUGACGUGCCUCGUUCUCGUGGGUCUCGCCAUGGGGUACACAGCCGAGCUGCUCGUUCGAGUCCACAUCGCCACGAACGUUUUCACAUUCAACGGCCUCGCCGAAGUCGCCUUUGGCUCUGUCUUCUCCAAGGUCGUGUCUGCGACCACGAUCUUUGCCAUCUUGGGCGCGUGCGUCGGGUGCAUUGAGAUUGUCGCCGACUUGAGUCCUUUUCUGGUCCACCUAGUCGGCCUCGACAACACGUCAUACCACCCCACAUCCAUCGUGCUGCCGCUCUUUAUCGCAGGAAUCUACCCACUGACCCUUCUCAAGAAGAUCACAGCGCUUCGCUUCUCGAGCUACGUUGGAUUUGUAGCAUCCAUGUACUUGGUGGUCGCCGUGACGUGUCGCGCAUCGUCCUUCUCCGCCUCCUCUCGGGCUUCUUCAGCUGCCAACAACAAUGACUCAACUGUCGUACGACCUCCUUCCUUUGAUAACCUGCCGCUCAAGGUCGCGCACAUCGUGUCUGUGUUUAACUAUGCGUUUGUCAGUCACUUGAACGUGAUUCCGCUGUUUGCGACCCUCCAGCAUGCGACACCGUCACAGCUUCUUUUCGUGCUUGGCCCGUUGCCGUCGAAAGCGAAGACGGGACCACCAGGCCUUAUGUGGAUGCGCGUUGUGAUCUACACCAUGUCGCUGUUUUGCAUUGGCAUGUAUGCAGUGUUUGGCACGCAUGCGAUGGCGUUGUACGGCAAUCACGUCCAAGGCAACAUCUUACUCAACUUGGAACAUGACCGAGUGAUGGACGUGCCGCGGCUGGCGGUGCUCGUGACCAUCCUGUUUUCAUUUCCCCUGCUCUUUCAUCCGUUCAGGAUGCUCGUGGAGUCGUUUGCGCUGCAAUUGGUGGGCUCUGAGUCCAAGACCUUGCCGCGGUCUAUCCAAGCUGCAGAGUCCCUUGUGCUGCUGCUCGUGGUCGUGGCCGUCGCGACCGCCAUGCCUGGCAUCCAAAUCACGUUCUCGUUGACUGGCGCUAGCUGCGUGACGCUCAUCUGCUACGUGUUCCCUGUGCUGUGCUACCUCCGCCUCUGCCCCCACGACUCGGCCCUGCGACGAGGUAUUGCCGUCGUCAUCGGAGUGUUUGGAGUGGCUACUGGCAUCGUCGCUACUGGACUGGUGCUCACAGGAACCACAGUCGUCUAGUACUACGUUGUAAUCUAGAACUUCUUCAUAACGGUAAGAACGUGCAUAUCGACAUGUGAACUCUACGGAAAUGACUUGUACUAGAAUGGAG
Molecule: messenger RNA, 1671 nt
Organism: Aphanomyces astaci
Lineage: Eukaryota; Oomycota; Saprolegniomycetes; Saprolegniales; Verrucalvaceae
Exons: 4
Coding region: 21-1580 (519 amino acids)
Biological process (GO): amino acid transmembrane transport
Molecular function (GO): amino acid transmembrane transporter activity
Source: RefSeq, a predicted model, not a curated record